AUUAAUGUGAUACAGUUUUAAUAAAAUGUGAUUAUUGUUGUUGAGUGGAUUUUAUCGGAUUCAUUCAAGGUGCUAUAAUGGAAGCUGCAGAAGACAGGUGGGUGCAGGAUUCUGACCCUGCUGACUCCUCACAGCUUUGUGAGGAUGUGAAGACAGAAACUUCUGCCACUGCUGAUGUAGGAACCUCGAGCUCGGUGGGAGACGAACCCACUGUGGACCAACAGGAUGGAGAACUCCAGAUGAAGGCUGUAAAAGAGGAGGAGGUUGAAGAUGAAGAUCAUCUCUGUAAGGGAGAGAAUAAACACGAGAACCUGCAGCCCUCCAGAAGUCCUGAGUCGACGUCCUUCGGGCCCCGAGAGACCCAGGGGGACGUCCACCGCUGCUCGGACUGUGGGAAGAACUUUACUCAGCAGAGCCAUCUCCACAGACACCGGCGCAUUCACACCGGAGAGAAGCCACACCAGUGCUCAGACUGUGGAAGAGGUUUCACCCAGCAGGGCGCUCUGAAACGGCACCGGCGCACUCACACCGGGGAGAAGCCUUACCAGUGCUUCCAGUGCAAGAAGAGUUUCUCUGAUCCAGGGUAUCUACAAACACACCAGCGCAUUCACACUGGAGAGAAGCCGUACCUUUGCACGCACUGCGGGAAGAGCUUCAUCGAGAGCACCGCGCUGAAGAAGCACCAGCGCACUCACACGGGAGAGAAACCGUUCCAAUGCGUCCACUGCGGUAAGAGCUUCACCCUCUUCAGCCAUCUCCAAACACACCAGCACAUUCACACCGGUGUCAAGCCCUUCCAGUGCUCACAGUGCGGCAAGAGCUUCACCAAAAAAAGCACCCUCAGAACGCACCAGCGCGUUCACACCGGAGAGAAACCGUACCGGUGCUUACACUGUGGCAAGAGCUUUCCUCUCCACAGCAACCUCCAACAGCACCAGCGCAUUCACACUGGAGAAAAGCCCUACCACUGCUCGCACUGUGGGAAGAGCUUCACUCAGCUGAGUCACCUCCAGUCGCACCAGCGCGUUCACACCGGAGAGAAGCUGUUCAGCUGCUCGCAGUGUGGCAAGACGUUCACCAGGCAGGGUCACCUCCAAACCCACCAGCGCAUUCACACCGGCGAAAAGCUGUACGGCUGCCCACAGUGUGGGAGGAGCUUCACCGAGAUCGGUACGCUGCAGACGCACCAGCGCACUCACACCGGAGAAAAACCCUACCAGUGUCUGCACUGCGGGAAGAGCUUCACCCAGGGAGGCGCCCUCAGAAAUCACCAGCGCGUUCACACCGGUGAGAAGCCAUACUCCUGCUCGCAGUGUGGGCUGCGCUUUACCUACCAGAACUCUCUCCAUCGACACCGGCGCAUUCACACAGGAGAGAAACCCUACUACUGCUCGCAGUGCAGACAGAGCUUCACUUAUUCCAGAACACUCAAGACUCACAAGUGCACCGACGGAGACGCGCCACACCCCGUCCUCCAAUGUGAUCCAAGAACCACUAAAAAAGAAAAGAUGUCUCCUGAUGUGAAGACGGAGACUUCGGUUGGAGGAGCAUCGAGCUCAGUGGGUCACGUCCCCUCCGUGGACCAGCAGGAUGAAGAACUUUUGAGAAUCCCUGUAAAAGAGGAAGAUAAAGACCAUUUCUAUGGAGGAACUUCAGGCUCUGUGGGACACGUCCACCCUGUGGACCAACUGGACAGAGACUUUCAGAUGAAGCCUUUGAAAGAGGAAGAAGAUAAAGCUGAAGUUAAGGAUGAAGACGGCCUCUACUGUCAGGAGAACAAGACCUUCUUCAUUACCAAGUGUGAGGUUCAUGAUCCUGCUCUCUUCAUCCCUGAUGGCCUUGUUCCUUCUGGGGCUGCUGACCGAGCCAGACGAUCCCUUCCACCUGGCCUAGAGGUUCAGAAAUCAGGAAUUCCUGAAGCUGACCUGGGACUGUCCAAUACAGGGUUAAAUAACGACCAGUUAGAAGCGUUCUCCUGCUCCUGGUGUCAUGUUUCCUAUACAUCCCAAAUCUACCUGCACAAACACAUCAGGAGGCGUCACCAUGAAGAGUAUCUGAAACUGCUGGAGCCCUCAAGAAGCUCCAACCUUCAGCAUGGGCAGAUACAAGCAGACAAUCACCGGUGCUUACAGUGUGGAAAGAGUUUUACCCAACAGAGUAAACUACGAAGACACCAGCGCAUUCACACUGGAGAGAAACCGUAUUACUGCUCACAGUGCGGGCAGAACUUCACGUACCUGAAUACGUUCCAAAUUCACCAGCACAUUCACACAGGGGAGAAACCCUAUCACUGCUCACAGUGCGGAAAGCGGUUUAGUGCGAAGCGCAAUCUCCAGACACACCAGCGCAUUCACACAGGAGAGAAGCCGUACAGGUGCACACAGUGCGGGGUGAGUUUCGCUCAGCAAAGUGGUCUCCGGCGACACCAGCGCACUCACACCAGAGAGAAACCGUUUUACUGCUCGCAGUGCGGGAAGAGCUUUACUCAGCAGAGCUCUCUCCGAACGCACCAGCGCAUUCACACAGGAGAAAAACCCUUUCAUUGCUCGCAGUGCGGAAAGAGUUUUGCAGAGAGAGAUACUCUCAGAAAACACCAGCGCCUUCACACUGGAGAGAAACCGUAUCAGUGCCCGCUGUGCGAGAGGAGCUUUACUCAACAGAGUAACCUCCAGCAACACCAGCGCAUUCACACUGGAGAGAGGCCGUAUCACUGCUCACUGUGUGGGAAGAGCUUUAAAGAAAAGGGCAUUCUCCAGCGACACCAGCGCAUUCACACGGGGUACAGGCCGUAUCCGUGCUCACAGUGUGGAAAGAGUUUUUACGAGAAGUUUGACCUCCAUCGACACCAGCGCAUUCACACUGGAGAGAAGCCCUAUCGCUGCUCGCAUUGUGGGAAGCGAUUUACUCGACAGAGUCACCUCCAGGCACACCAACACCUACACACCGGACAGAAACCGUAUCGGUGCUCAGAGUGUGGAAAGACUUUCACUCACCCAAAUUCACUCCAUCUUCACCAGCGCAUUCACACCGGAGAGAAACUGUGUCAGUGUUCGCACUGUGGGAAGAAGUUUACCCAACAGAAUCAACUCCUAGCCCACCAGAGCGUCCACACAGGAGACAAGCCGUAUCAGUGUCGGCACUGUGGUAUGAGUUUUACCAGAGAGAAUUCUCUCCACAGGCACCGGCGCAUUCAUACAAGAGAGAAGCCGUAUCAGUGCUCACACUGUGGGGUGGGUUUUACUCGACAGAGUCAGCUCCUGGCACACCAGAGCGUUCACACCGGAGAGAAACCGUAUCACUGCUCAUACUGUGGCAAGAGUUUUAAUGACACGAGCUCUCUGAAACGACACCAGCGCGUUCACACUGGAGAGAAACCGUACUACUGCUUACUGUGUGGGAAGAGCUUUACUCAAGCCAGUACGCUCCAGUCACACCAGUGUAUUAACACAGGAGAGAAAACCCAUAUCCCAGUACUGAUGGGGAUAAACUGA
Molecule: messenger RNA, 3491 nt
Organism: Trichomycterus rosablanca
Lineage: Eukaryota; Metazoa; Chordata; Actinopteri; Siluriformes; Trichomycteridae
Product: zinc finger protein 420-like
Exons: 8
Coding region: 78-3491 (1137 amino acids)
Biological process (GO): negative regulation of transcription by RNA polymerase II
Molecular function (GO): DNA-binding transcription repressor activity, RNA polymerase II-specific
Source: RefSeq, a predicted model, not a curated record